Drosophila willistoni is the source of this 2123-nucleotide messenger RNA. RefSeq names its product zinc finger protein 845. Bases 80 to 1945 code for a protein of 621 amino acids. Lineage: Eukaryota; Metazoa; Arthropoda; Insecta; Diptera; Drosophilidae. Gene Ontology annotation, molecular function: DNA-binding transcription factor activity; RNA polymerase II cis-regulatory region sequence-specific DNA binding. Gene Ontology annotation, biological process: regulation of transcription by RNA polymerase II. The record is from RefSeq and is a predicted model, not a curated record. The transcript has 2 exons.
ACCAUUUUUUGCGAAUUGGAAUGCAAAGUUUGUUAUUGUUUAUAAUUAGUAUAAUUACUUAUAGAUUUGAAUUGAAUUAAUGCCGCCAUUAAUAUAUCAACAAUGUGGUGAAGUUGUCUGGCUAAAUAAAUCAAAAACCCGCAAUCGUCUCUAUGGGUUUAAAUGCAUUUACUGCAAGGAUCAGCCGGAGAAACCUUCAACAACAUUUAAAGAUUUCAAAUUUCAUUUGGAGACGAAGCACGGAGAGAUAUUUACAAAUUGGCUAGACAACGAUAGACCAGAAGAACGAGUAAAAUAUGAGACAAAGACACAAAGAGAAGUCCUUCAGGUGCCUGAUCCAAGUAGAAGUGGACUUAAAAUGGAAUCACAACAAGACCUACAGAAAGAGAAAGUGGCCGAGUUGCAAGUGGAUAUGAAAAAAGUAAAAGCGGAAGAGGAGCUUGUAUUGGUAUCUCAAUUGCCAGAGGACGAGAAGGAGACGAAAGAGGACAGGCAAACACCAAGAGAAGAAAUUGAGCAAGAAACUGAAUUGGCCUGGCCGAUAAUCAGCGAUAAUGAAAGUUUUACAUCCGCCUCCUCCUGCUCUUCAAGAGAUGCUCUAGGGGAUUCCACAUCCGUAUCAACAGAUUUCUCUCAAUUCUGGCUAAUUGAUGGUCAUCCCAUUAUGCUUUCCCUUAUUGAACAAUUGGAGCAGGAGCGUCAUCUCUGGGACUUGCAAAAGUUCUCCUUUCGCAAUCACAAAGGUCGCACUGAGAGCUGUGAAAGGAUCUGUAAUCAUUUAAAUGCAAAAUUUGAUUUGCAACUCAAAAGUCGGGAAAUGGUGCAACAUGUCAAAAAGUUACGACAUCUUUACAAUAAGGAAAAAUGUCGUCGGGAAAAGGAUAAAGAUAAUUCUUCAGGAGCAACAUCAAGUACCAGCACCUGGUACUUUGAAAGACUGAGUUUCCUUUCAAAAGGCUUACCCGUGCCGGUUUUGAAUCACAAGGAACAUUUGACUUUUAUAGAAUUGUAUGAGAGAUGUAAAGGCAUUUGGGAUAUGCAGGAUAUGUCCUGCCGUUUGAGACAUGUCCGUCAGGAGGCCAAAGAGCAGCUCCUGAAUCUAUGCACAAAUGAAUUGAAAAUUAAUUUUCAACCCUGCCAACUGGAACGUUUCAUCUAUCGUCUACGCAAAAACUAUCAGAGGGAAAAAAAGAAACGCCUAAUGCCUAAAAAUUGCAAGGAUUAUCCAAAUAAUGAACAGGAAAUUUCCACUUAUGCCUACUACGAUCAUUUAAAAUUCCUGGACCAGCACUUGGCCCCCUUCAAAUGUUGGCAAUGCCAGCAAAUUAUUAAUAGCGUCGAUGCCUACAAAAUCCAUUUGGCCAAUCAUAAUGGCACAUUGCCAUUUGAUUGUCCUUUCUGUACCCGGCAAUUUGCCCGCAUGAGCAGCUGCAGUUUACACAUGAGACGGCAGCAUCUGGAUCAGACUGAUGAGCAACAGCAAGUGAUUUGUCAGGAUUGUGGCAAGCAUUUCGCCUGCAAUUCGGAUCUUCAUACCCAUCGUCGCCAACAUACCGGCGAGAAGCCAUAUUGUUGCCACAUCUGUGGCAGUCGUUUUCGUUCGCUCUCCUAUUUUGCCCGCCACAAGCGGCGGCACGAGCAAAGGCCAUGCGGCAAGUGUCACAUUUGUGGCAAAAGCUUCUUCGAGCAGGCCGUCCUUAAUGAUCACAUCAAGGCCCAUUUGAAUGUACGGGACAAAGUGUGUGAUGUAUGCCAAAAGACAUUCACCAGCUCCAAAUAUCUGCGACAACAUAAGGAGAUACAUGCUCAGAAGAAGCGCUAUAUAUGUAAAAUAUGCUGCAAAGGUUUUGCCCAAUAUGCGGGUCUUAGUGGGCAUAUGAAAUCGCAUGGUACCACAGUGAAAGAGGCCGGUUCCGCCACAUACAAAGAGCAAGCAAAGGACUGAUGCUGAGUCUAAAUAGACCUUUAUUUGAAUUUAUUUUGAUCUUGGCAAAGUUUCUUUUCAAUAUGAAAAACAUUUAUAAAACAAUUUCAAAUUCAUUAAAUAAAAAAACCUGGAAAAUAUUUUCGUCAAAUAGUUCUUCCAACUAUUAUUGUUAAUAUUUUUAGCCCUUUUAAAUUAA